This is a messenger RNA of Oenanthe melanoleuca, 2715 nucleotides long. RefSeq names its product migration and invasion inhibitory protein (gene MIIP). The transcript is spliced from 11 exons. Gene Ontology annotation, biological process: negative regulation of cell migration; negative regulation of G2/M transition of mitotic cell cycle. The record is from RefSeq and is a predicted model, not a curated record. The coding region runs from base 588 to 1976 and encodes 462 amino acids. NCBI's taxonomy places the organism in Eukaryota, Metazoa, Chordata, Aves, Passeriformes, Muscicapidae.
GCGAGACGGGGCGGGAGCGACGGGAGGGUUCCCCGUUCUCUGCCCGGUUCCCCGCCGCUGCCUCUUGCGGAGGAAAACGGAGUUUUACAAUACUCGUAUUCUCUCGUGGAAUGGCCGAACCAGCGCGUCUGUGCAGUGUGAAGUGUUGAACAACUUCCUCGCAGGGAGGACGGUUCUCAACUCCCGAGACCGCCCGUUGUUUAUUUCUAACUGCGGGAGGCCAAGCUCCUCUUCGCAAAGGUUUCAAAUUAUUGCGGUUUUAUAAACCUGAGUCCCCAGGACUGGGCAUGAAGGAUUUGUAGAUUAUGCCAAGAGUGGACCGCAUCUGGUAAAACCCUUCCAGAAAGUCCCUUGGCUGAUGUUAUUUUCAGAGUAUUAGCUUUCUGAUAAGCAAUGAUGAGAAGGUGCUCAUCAAAGUCCUAUGAAGGCUAGUCUCUUGUCUCUGUUAAGUCAGCUCCCAGUUUCUGAGAGCAAAAUAUUUGACAGUAUAUCCAAGGGGAGAGAAGCAUCCUGGUGUUUUUUCUCAGCAUAAGGAGUUUUGAGACUGGCUGAUUUCUCAGGAGCAAGAAUCAACAUUUCAACAGCUGAUGGACUUGGAGCUCCUGAAGAGGCUGCGCCAGGUCAGCCAGGAUCUUCUACAAAGGUUGAGAAUGAAGCAGGAAGAGAUCAGAAAAGAACUUCCCAGCAAGCUGCUCCUUCCAGCACCUCUUCAAAGCAGUGCAGCUGCUGACAGAUGUGUCCCCUUGCCCAGGAGAGUGAAGGAAAAUCAGGUGGAUGCAGCAGAGUCUACAUCUGACCCUGAAAUAAUGGUGUUGGUGGAAGCCAGGGCUGACCCAGCCCUCAGUUCAUCUGUUAAACACAGCAGCAGUGACAGAGGGGUACAGCAACAACAAGAAAAGCCACAGGAAGGAGCAGGUUUUAAUUCCAGCUGUCUUGGCAAAGAUAAGAAUGUUAUACCAGUGUCUGCAAUGUGUGGCAGAGAAGUCUCCAGAGUGGAUGGGGAUGGCCAUGCUCAAGGAAGUCCAAAGAAAGAAUCCUCCUUUCUGGGACAUGGAGAGAUCAGAAAACAGUCUGCUCUGCUGCACAGUUUCCAUGAGAAAAGUCAUCCAGGGCCAUCAGUGAGCAGAGUGCAGAGUAAAGAGCCCAGUGAGCAGCAUGUGGUCAUCAGAGAGCCCCAUAUCCCUAAAUCAGUCCUGCUGACAUCUCGGUCCAAAGACUUGAAGAAGGAAGCUUCUCAUGUGACUUUUCAGCCUGAACCUGAAGAAGAUACCAUACCUGUCAACUACUGGUCUGCCUGUCCUUUACUGGGCUAUGACUGGAUUGCAGGGCUCCUUGAUACAAAGUCUCCAGUAACAGAAAAACCUGAGCAAUACUUUGCUGAGCUGCAGGAGUUCCGACAGUCCAACAGGGACACUUGUAUUCAUCAGCAGCCCCUGGAGCCCAAGGCUCUGGAUCCACAAGAAUUGGAUUCCAUAACUGGUUCUCAUAAGUGUGUUUACUGUUACCGACUGAACCGGCGCCUCUUCACCAUCCCUGUGGAUUCACAAUCUGCCUGCCCUGUCUGUAAGAUCCCAUGUACCCACCAGCCCUCAGGGACACUGGAAGAGCCAGCCUAUGUCAGGGUCAGCAUUCCCAGGUCUGCCCUUUUGCCAGCCUACAAGCACAGAGCCCAUCGCAGGAGGAGCUUUGGGGCUGCAGAUGAUCUGGCACUGCCUUCGCACUGCCUGGCUGGCUGGGAAAACGUGGUCCCUUCCAGCAGGGCCCUGCUCAGCAGUUUGGAUCUGCGAGCCUCGUUGGAGGAGAAGCCUUCUCCCUCUCUUCCCCUGGACUCAGUGUCCAGAGUGUCAGGAGGAGCCAAAACUGAUGAGUUUCUGCACCUGCCUCACUUGGCACAGCUGAGUUUGGCAGAGCAAACCAGGACAGCAGACAGCAGCUCUCAGUUCAGACCCCACUCCCCCAGCACUCUGCACCAUUGACUUGAUGGCCCUGGGGAAGGGAUGGGCACAGCACAUGGAAACAACUCAGCAACAAAGCACUUUGGAUAAAAAUAAAUCUUCAGACAGAUUUUCCCCAGUUUUCAUGGUCAUGCCUGGAUGUGAGCAACCAACAUAGAGAUCUGAGUUUGCAUAGCCCACUAUGCUCACUUUGCAUUUUUUAGCUUUUACAGCUACUUCUGAGCAGCUAGGGCUGGAUAAAGUCAUGUCCAGGAUCAGCAGUGCAUCUCUCACCUCCACUGAGUCACCAGCAGUGUAGCAAUAACUCUGAAUGCCAGGGUGAGGAGUUGGCCUGUGAAGGGCCUGGGUCAGUGGAGUGACACAGAUAUGUUUAUUUCCAAAUAUUUGAAACAUGAUACACAAUUUUCUAGUGCCUUAAACUUGAGUACCUCAAUAAUUUGUAAAAAUUCUAAAAAUCCAGUUUAUUCUCAGUGCAAUGUGUGUAGCUGUAGAGUGUAUUACAUCAGAGUAACUGAACGUGAAAAAAAAGUUAAAGUAAAAUGAGAUUUUAUUCAUCAAUGAGCUAGAUAAUGCCUUAAAAUGUUUGCAGAUUUUGUUUACUUUUCCAGGUUUUCUGGAGAUGAACCAAAAAAGGAUUUUAGAACUUCUGGUUUGGUACAAUUUAAACUCCUACACAAAGUGUGAUUUGUUUGAACUUUAUAGACAGAUUUUAUUUUGCUUGUCUGAAAACAAUAAAACUGAUGUGUUAUUUUGCUUUGAA